ACCCCCCAUCUCGCGAUAGAAGCGACCUAACUAUUCGCGACGACCUACUGGAAAUCUUACCAUAGACAGCCCCCCCCUGGAAAUUUCAUGAUUGGCACCACAAUACUACUUUGAUGAUGAAUGCCCCCCUCAAUGACCAUUCGGACACAGAAAAACGUGUUUUACCAGAAGAUACCAACCCUGAUGCAACAUUGGAGGCUGAUCUCCGAGAUGAUAACCCAAAGGACUUCAGAGUACAUGUACAGUUCGCGGCCUUAUGUUGGUGCAUGUUUCUUGCAGGAUGGAACGACGGGACGACUGGUCCUCUUUUGCCUAGAAUACAAGAGGUCUACGAUGUCAAUUACACUGUCGUAUCGCUGCUCUUCAUCUUAGCUUGCGUUGGAUUUCUUUCCGGUGCUUUCAUAAAUAUUCCACUCACGGAAAAGCUAGGCUUCGGUAAGAUGAUUGUACUCGGUUCUAUAUUCCAAGUCGUUGCAUACGCUCUCCAGUCCGCCGCCUUGCCUUUCCCCGCAUUUCUCAUUGCAUACACCAUCAACGGCAUCGGCAUGGCCUUUCAGGAUGCUCAAGCAAAUGGCUACGUCGCAUGCUUUCAGAAUAAUCCGGAAACAAAGAUGGGUAUUCUGCAUGCGGUAUACGGCGUCGGCGCUCUAUGUUCCCCGCUUGUCGCAACGCAGUUCGCAUAUUUGCCGCGCUGGUCGUUUCAUUAUCUAUCGUCCUUCGGUGUAGCGCUGACGAACACGAUAUUCCUCUGGGCGGUGUUCCGCUUAAAAUCCCAGGACGACUGUCUUGCAGAAAUAGGGCAUCCUCCCAGGGAGAAAGGAGAUAACGAGCACAGUCCGUUUCGUCAGAUUCUCACCCUCAAGACGGUCCAUCUGUUAGCGUUCUUCAUCCUGGUGUAUGUCGGUGUGGAGGUAACCAUCGGAGGGUGGAGCGUCACCUACGUGAUAAAGAUGCGCAAUGGUGGCAAAGCCUCUGGGUACAUUUCGUCGGGUUUCUUUGGGGGACUUACGCUCGGUCGUGUCGCAUUGCUAUGGGUGAAUAAGAAGGUCGGUGAACGACGAGUCCUGUUCAUUUACUCCUUUAUCGCCAUUGGGCUUGAACUAGUGGUAUGGCUAGUUCCAUCCCUUAUCGGAGGGGGAGUGGCUAUUUCUCUCGUCGGCGUGGUCUUAGGACCCAUGUACCCAAUUGUCAUGAACCAUUCCAGUCGGAUCCUUCCUCCUUGGCUACUCACAGGAUCUAUCGGUUGGAUAGCGGGCUUUGGGCAAGCAGGAAGCGCGCUCUUCCCCUUUAUCUCUGGUGCGCUGGCGAAUUCGGUUGGUAUCUCAAGUUUACAGCCCCUGUUAGUUGCAAUGAUGGGGUUCAUGAUAAUACUAUGGGCACUUGUGCCAAGCGGUCGACCUCCUAAGAUGACACCCCAAUCUACCACAGAUGCUGCCACCGAAACUAAUUAGACACUAGAGUGUACGCAAGUUUGCACAACUGGUGUAUAACUGCACGUCCACUUAUCCAAACCUAGCUACGAUUACAGGAAGCAUG
Molecule: messenger RNA, 1536 nt
Organism: Desarmillaria tabescens
Lineage: Eukaryota; Fungi; Basidiomycota; Agaricomycetes; Agaricales; Physalacriaceae
Product: MFS general substrate transporter
Exons: 8
Coding region: 114-1451 (445 amino acids)
Biological process (GO): transmembrane transport
Cellular component (GO): membrane
Molecular function (GO): transmembrane transporter activity
Source: RefSeq, a predicted model, not a curated record